Messenger RNA from Lodderomyces theae, 687 nucleotides. RefSeq lists its product as uncharacterized. NCBI's taxonomy places the organism in Eukaryota, Fungi, Ascomycota, Pichiomycetes, Serinales, Debaryomycetaceae. Bases 1 to 687 code for a protein of 228 amino acids. Gene Ontology annotation, cellular component: peroxisomal membrane. The record is from RefSeq and is a predicted model, not a curated record. The transcript has a single exon.
AUGACGAUACUCACAAACCCCUUAUAUCGUCCUCUUUUGGAAAUAAUCAGAUCAGCCAGAAAUGGUAUAGUAUAUGGCGGGAAAUUGCGGUUUUCCCAUGCGCUUGUCAUAAACCUUUUGUACAGAUCGGGUCCACUAGGUCCACGUAUGAAGUCGGUGUUGGAGGCCUCAAAGGACCAUGCUGAAGUAUUGGCUUCAUUUGCCAUAAUUUAUAAAUUGACAGUCAAAAUCCUACAAAAUGAAGCCUUUUUGGGACCCAAAAACACACAAUUGCCCAAAUUCAUUGCAGGCUGUUUAGGAUCGUGGAUUGUUUAUUCCGGUCACUUCAAUUUGUUUCAUGGAGGAAUCACACAUCAAAUCACCUUGUAUUGUUUUUCAAGAGUCAUUAUUGCACUAGGAAAGAUUCUAUUGGAUAACUACCUUGGCUGUUUUCAACCAUCUUUUACAAACUUUGCUGGUGAUCAAAUUGGGUAUCGUGAUUUAACCCUGCAUCAGCAGAAAAAACUAAAGAAUAUGAUUUAUAACAGACUGUGGAAGUAUUUCGCCAUAUUGGUUUGGGGAUUGGUUAUGUUGAUUUAUGAUUACAGGCCACAGUAUUUGCAAAGCUCGUUGAGACAUUCAAUGGCUUAUAUUUACGAUGUGGAGAUGGACACAUGGUCGAAUUGGAAGGACUUCUUGGGGAUUUGA